This is a messenger RNA of Rhineura floridana, 2616 nucleotides long. Its product is annotated as vomeronasal type-2 receptor 26-like. Lineage: Eukaryota; Metazoa; Chordata; Lepidosauria; Squamata; Rhineuridae. Gene Ontology annotation, molecular function: G protein-coupled receptor activity. Gene Ontology annotation, biological process: G protein-coupled receptor signaling pathway. Gene Ontology annotation, cellular component: membrane. The transcript is spliced from 6 exons. The record is from RefSeq and is a predicted model, not a curated record. Bases 1 to 2616 code for a protein of 871 amino acids.
AUGGCUGUUUUCAUGGUCUUGCUGCUGGCACUGUUUCUUUGCCAGGCAUGUCAGGCCUACGUGGUGAAAUGCACGAUCCAGUAUCCACACCGUCCACUUCACAUGUAUCGUCAGUCUGGAGAUUACAUCAUUGGUGGUAUUCUUUCUCAUGGUACCUUCUUUUCCAGUUCAGAAUCCUUCAAUGAAGAACCCCCACCUCCAUUGCCUGAAGAGCUUCUGGUUGUGCCUAAGGGUUACCAGCACUUCCUGGCCUUGGCAUUUGCAGUCAAGGAGAUCAAUGAAAACCCUCAGCUCUUACCCAAUCAUACUUUGGGCUUCCACAUCUAUGACAGCUAUGACAAUGCAAAGAAGACAUAUCAUGCCACAAUGCUACUUUUAUCCGCACUAGGAUUUUUUUCCCCCAACUAUCUGUGUUAUAUCCAGAAUAAUCUGGCAGCUGUCAUCGGGGGACUUGACUCUGAAAUCUCGCUUCAUGUGGCAACUAUCUUGCAUAUCUAUAAGAUCCCACAGCUCACAUAUGGCCCUGCUCCACUAAUGAAUGAUAAGAUACAUGGACUUUCCUUCUAUCAGAUGGCCCCCCAGGAAAGGUACCAGUUUGCUGGAAUUCUCUCUUUGCUCCUGCAUUUCAGAUGGAUAUGGAUUGGGGUCAUCGUGAUGGAUAAUGACAAUGGAGAACAAUUUGUGCAAACUGUGCUCCCACUGUUUUCCAGAAGUGGUAUCUGCUUUGCCUUUCUAGAAAGAAUUGCCAAACUUAGUUUUGCAAGUGAAAGUUAUAACAAUAUACAAAAGGGAGCAAAAAUGCAUGACAAAGUGAUGGGCAGCACAGCUAACAUAGUGAUGGUAUAUGGGGAAUCAUAUUCCAUGGCAUUUCUUAGAUGGCUUCCAUAUCUAUCAGAACUUGAGGACAAGACAAUGAACGUAAAAGGUAAAGUAUGGAUAAUAACAGCCCAGACUGAAUUCACUUCAUUGGUCUUUCAAAGGAAUUGGGAUUCAGGAAUGUUCCACGGCACUAUAUCUUUCAGAAUUCACUUCAAUGACUUACCGGUAUUUCAUCAAUAUGUUGAGAGCAGAAAUCCUUCCAGCAUAGAGGAUGGUUUUAUCAAGGACUUCUGGCAACAGGCCUUUGACUGUGUCUUCCCUAAUUCCAUUAUUGGAAAUGUGGAGGGGAAUAUUUGCACAGGAGAGGAGAAGCUGGAGAGCCUUCCAGGGGCGUUUUUUGAAAAGAGCAUGACAGGCCAUAGCUAUAGUAUCUACAGUGCUGUCUAUGCUGUGGCACAUGCUUUAAAUAUGAUGUCAUCAGCUAGGCUGAGAAGAAUUGUGUACGGAGAGAGACUGAAGAAUCAGAAACGACAGUUCUGGCAGCUCCAUCACUUUCUGAUAAGUGUCUCAUAUAACAGCACUGCAGGGGAUGAGAUCUCCUUCAACCAGAAUGGGGAGGUAAUAUCUGGCUUAGAUGUUAUCAACUGGAUUAUUUCCCCCAACCAGUCCUUCCAUAGAGUAAGAGUUGGGAGGAUGAAUCCCCAGGCUCCUCCAGACCAAGCGCUUACCAUAGAUGAAGAUGCUAUAACUUGGCACAGCUGGUUUAACCAGGCUCAUCCAAUUUCUGUAUGUACUCAGAGUUGUCAACCUGGAUCUAGCAAGAAAGUGAAGGAGGGGGAGCCAUUUUGCUGCUACGAUUGCAUCCCAUGUCCAGAAGGGAAGAUUUCUAACCAAGAGGAUAUGAAUGACUGUUAUAAAUGCGCAGAUGAAGAUUAUCCAAGCAAGAACCGGGAUCUGUGUAUUCCCAAGGAUAUAAGCUUCUUGUCUUAUGAAGAACCUUUGGGCAUCAAUUUAGCCUUCUUUGCUCUUUCCUUUGCUUUCAUCACAGCUCUGAUCCUGGGAACAUUUCUGAAGCACCAUGAUACUCCCAUUGUCAAAGCCAACAACCGAAAUCUCACCUACACCCUCCUAGUCUCCCUCCUGCUCUGCUUCCUUUGUGUUUUACUCUUCAUUGGCCAGCCUGAGAAGGUGACAUGUCCCCUCCGACAAACUGCUUUUGGCAUCAUCUUCUCAGUGGCUGUUUCUUGUGUGCUGGCAAAAACUGUCACAGUGGUUGUCGCUUUCAUGGCCACCAAACCAGGAUCCAGGAUGAGGAAGUGGGUGGGGAAGAGACUGGCCAACACCAUUGUCCUUUCCUGCUCCCUUGUACAAGCAGGAAUCUGUACUCUGUGGCUGGCAACCUCUCCUCCUUUCCCAGAUGUUGACAUGCACUCAGUGACUGAAGAAAUUAUAGUAGAAUGUAAUGAGGGCUCUGUGACUAUGUUUUAUUCUGUCCUUGGCUACAUGGGCUUCCUGGCAUUUAUUAGUUUCACUGUGGCUUUCCUUGCCAGGAAGUUACCAGACAGUUUCAAUGAAUCCAAAUUUAUUACUUUCAGCAUGUUGGUCUUUUGCAGUGUUUGGUUGUCCUUUGUCCCAACCUACUUGAGCACCAAAGGAAAAUACAUGGUUGCUGUGGAGAUCUUUUCUAUCUUAGUCUCCAGUGCUGGGUUAUUGCUUUGCAUCUUUUCCCCAAAAUAUUAUAUUAUUGUGUUUAGGCCUGAACUGAACAACAGGGAACAGCUAAUAAGAAGAAAAUAA